AUGAAUUGCUAAGUAAAUGAUUAUUUUAUUUUUUUGAAUAUAGACUCUAUUUAGUAAUCUUUAAAAAUAAUUGUUUUGUGUAAUACCUAACCUAAACUGAAAAAAAAAAUAAUAAAAAAAACAAAAAAAUUUGAUAAUAAAAUACAAAAUAAAUAGAUAGAAUAAAAAAUGGAAAAAUAAUAAUCUUAAAUAUCUUAAAAAGUAUCUUAAAUUUUGAAUAAUGAUGAAAAAUGCUUUGUGUGUAAAGGAUUAGAAGAACCGUCUAUAGUAAUAUUCAGCAGUCUACCUAAAGAAAAGAAUUUUGUUCAGCUUAUUUGCAGCCAGUGUUUGAAAGCAUAACAAAACAAAUAAAUUGAUUCCUUAAACGAGACUACUGGUACAGAUUAAAAUAAUGAAAACAAAAUUGAUUUAGUGUUGAAACAUUAAUAAAACGACUAAGGUGAGUGUAAAGAGUCCUAGUCUUAAUAAAGUUUAGAGCUUUUUAAUUCAUGUUUAAACGAAAAAAAUUAAUCACUAAGAAGUGAAUUAUAAAAUUAAAGCUCUAUUAAAAAUGACAAAUAAGAAUAAAAAUUAUUGAGUUAAAUAUCAGAAAAUAGCUCAUAAGCUAUUUCUUAACUUUUUACUUGUGACUGUAGCCUUAUAGAUAAAAAAGAUUUAUUUACAUUUUAAAUUAAAGAAGAAUCAAUAUAAAAUCAUUCUUUAUUAUCAUAGAAUUAAUCUUCAUCAUAAAAUAAUGAAGAACUAAAGAUAUAGUCCAAGGUUUCAUAAGAUUAAGCUGAAAACAAUGAAGAAAAGAAAAUUUUAGAGCAGAAAAACUUGGAAAAGAGUGAAUUUAUCGAGUCUAAACCUGCAUUUUUAAUUUAGCCUUACCAUGUUCAAAUAUCAUUUGAUUAAUUAAUUUCAUAAUUCGAAUCUUCAUUGAAAUUUUAAAAACUUUAGUUGCUACAAAAAUCUACAGAACUUUAGUAAUUCAUAAAAAGCUCCUUAAGAGUUAUUUAUGAUAUUUAAUAAGAAGUAGAAAAUAUGCAUAGUAGAAUUAAUGAAGUAUCAAGUUAACCUGAAAGUUUAAUUUAUCAGCUAAAGGAAACAAAUUUCUCAUAAGAUAGGCAGUCUCUGCUUGAAUAAUUAAUUGAAUAUGUAGAUUUAAAUUAAAAAAGUGUAGAGGCUAAGCUUAAAUAAUUUAAGUUUUAAGAAAAAAUUGAUGAUAUUUAAACCAAGUUAGAGUAUUUAAGUGAAAGUCUUCAACCUAAUUUAUUUGAAUUAAAUAGCCAAAUCUAUAAAGUUAAAAAGGAAACUGUAGAUCAUUGCAACUAUUUACUCUCUAAGUUAAAUAUUAAAGGAAAGUGGAAAUAAUAUUCUGAUAUUUAAAUGGAUGAAGAAAUUAUGCAUCCUGGUAUGAGAGGAGUUUAUAGAUUUAGAAUAAGCUAAGAUGGAAGGGUAUCAAGAGGGACAAAUACAGGAUAUGUUUACUUAGCAUAUACAACAACUGAAGAAUACGCUAGAUAUGAUUUUUGUAAUCUCAAACAAUAAAAUUAAGGAUGGUUCCCUGGUAGUAGCAGUAGCUAAGACCCAAUAGCAGAAUAACUAGCUUCAUACUUUUUAGAACAAAGAGAGAAAAUUUUGAAUCUUUAGAGAAAAAUUUCAAAUUUUAUAGAUUCUUGA
Tetrahymena thermophila SB210 is the source of this 1662-nucleotide messenger RNA. RefSeq lists its product as hypothetical. The record is from RefSeq and is a predicted model, not a curated record. NCBI's taxonomy places the organism in Eukaryota, Ciliophora, Oligohymenophorea, Hymenostomatida, Tetrahymenidae. The transcript has a single exon.